This is a messenger RNA of Electrophorus electricus (electric eel), 2010 nucleotides long. RefSeq names its product ADP-ribosylation factor 4a (gene arf4a). Gene Ontology annotation, molecular function: GTPase activity; GTP binding. Lineage: Eukaryota; Metazoa; Chordata; Actinopteri; Gymnotiformes; Gymnotidae. The record is from RefSeq and is a predicted model, not a curated record.
UCGUCCCUGGUGGAGGCGACGUGGUAGCUGUUAGCUAGCUGGAGUCCCAUUCAGCUCUGUUUGUUUACUGUUAAAACACUCGUCUUGACUGGAUUAUUCAAGAAAUUAAAUUUUUAGUGAAAAACUGAAACCUUACUUUUACGGGGAAGUGCAGACUUUUCAAGCCACCAGACCGCAUAGUUUCACCCUCCACCCAACUGUUUCAGCUAACACCUCUCGGACCUCCACAGUCUUUGAUGUUGCUGUUGCUAACGAGCCACCUAGGUUAGCUUGUUAGCCGUCUGCUGUUUAUUCAUUAGUAACUUUUACCUAAUUACGACGCUGGAAGAAAGAUAAGAUGGGGCUAACCAUUUCAAGCGUCUUUUCUCGUCUUUUUGGGAAGAAGCAAAUGAGAAUUCUUAUGGUUGGCCUUGAUGCAGCUGGGAAAACUACAAUCCUUUACAAACUUAAACUUGGAGAAAUAGUUACAACAAUCCCAACUAUAGGCUUUAAUGUCGAGACCGUCGAGUACAAGAACAUUUGUUUCACUGUUUGGGAUGUAGGUGGACAGGAUAAAAUCAGGCCUCUUUGGAGACACUAUUUCCAGAACACACAGGGUCUCAUCUUUGUGGUAGACAGCAAUGAUCGUGAGCGUGCACAGGAAGCUGCUGAGGAGCUGCAGAAGAUGCUUCAAGAGGAUGAGCUGAGAGAUGCAGUACUGCUGGUGUUUGCAAAUAAGCAAGACUUGCCCAAUGCCAUGCCCAUCAGUGAAAUGACAGAUAAGCUUGGCUUGCAGGCGCUUAGGAGCAGAACUUGGUAUGUUCAGGCUACAUGUGCCACUCAAGGAACAGGUCUGUAUGAAGGACUUGAUUGGCUUUCCGAGCAACUCUCCAAACGCUAAACUGCAAUGGUUAAUAGUACCAGAGGUGGAUUUUAACAGAGGACAUGAUGAUCAGAAUGGACAGAGACAGGGGAAAUGACACACUUUAAUAGAGUUGAUUACCAAAUUUGACAUUGAAUCAACUUGUAACAACCUCCCCCUCCCUUCCCAGAACAGGUUGGCCAUCUUGGAAUUCCAUUUUAAUUUCUAUAAGGCUUGUGGAAUUGUGCCUAUUUUAUAUUGGAAUAUGUUGGGGGAUUAUAAAAAGCAUACUUGUAAGAUGGCUCAGAGAUCAUUGUUAUAGUUGAAGGGAAGGGGUACACACAAGCGUAAUUAUGGUGGUGAACUUUUCCUUAGGCUUUGUCUAAGCCUUUUUUUUUUCUUUCUUUUUUUUUUAAAGAUGGGAACAUUUAUAUAUAUUUUGCUUUGAAAAGACAUUCCAUUUAUUUUUGUCUUUUUUAGUUGGCAUGCAUUUUAAUCUGUGUAUUACACUUUGUUUUUUUUUUUGAAGAAAAAAAGACAUCAAAUAGGCAUAGUGAUUUUGAGAACAGAAGGCACAGUGAGCUCUGGUUAGACAGACAAUUGAGUUGCUCUGAUCAGUUUUUAUGUAUCUGAACAACUGUGAAUGUGGCUCAAGCCAACUUGUGCCUAGAUUCUAGGGGGGGGAAAUGACAGCAUAUUGAUCUUCAUAAAAUCUCAGAGAACACCUUUGUAGUUAUCAUUACCCUGACAUCAAACAGUAACUUGAAUUGUUAUACAUGCAUUAGGGAAGGUGGUCCCAGUUGGAUUUUUGUUCCCCCCAACCUUCAGAACAAUCAGCUAUGUGGGAAAAUAAGAUUUGACUGCUUAACUUACCCUUAAUAAUUUAAUUGCUUAGUGCUAAAUUCACUGAACUUGCCUGACAUGGCCAAUCUUUGUGCAAGAAAAAGUCUGUUUACUAUUGCCUUAAAAUAUGCUUAUUCUUGCUCUGCUAAUGUAUUUUUGGGUGACAGGAUUUACUUGAACUGAGGACAAAGUCAAAUGCUACAACUUUAGUAGAUGGUAAGGAAAGCGCCUUGAUACUCCAGUUGUUGGCAUUUGCAAUCCUAUGGAUCAGUUUUCAUUUUUACAUUAACCCAUCUAAAAUUCUUAAUAAAGACAAAAAAAUGUGA